UCCAACUCACCAGAUCAACGGGAUUGAUCAGAUGAGUGAGUGAGUGCAUGUCGUGGCCUUCAAGUCUCCCCCGUGAUUCCUCCAGAUGGACUGGCCGCCCGCCUGCCCUUUACUAAUACACCCGAGUAGUAGUGGUACCUCAAUAAGUGAGUGAGUGAGCGAGUGAAUGGCGUGUGCGUGAAUGUUUUGCUUACAUACAUGCAUGCAUCCUUGCAUCCUCGAGCAACUCUGACAGUUCUGACGAGCCUUCCCGACUUCCCGCGUCCUGGCUCCGUGUUCCCCGUUCCCUGUUCCUUGUUCCUUUGUGCCCUGGACCGCCCGAGGGAGGAUUGGGACUCAGGCGGCGGAAGAAGACCGCGUGCAAAGUGGGUGGGUUAGCAUCCUCAUGGUCAGUGAAUGAAGUCGGCCCCACCCGCCCUUGGAUCCCAUACCAUUGGGAGCCCGCCCCCUGGGCUGAGGGUUUUGAGGUGGCCGUGAGCUCACUGUGCGGACUGGAAUCGUGAUUGAUGGGUGUCAGUGCGGGACAUGCGACACAUCGGACGAAUCCUCCCUCCCUCGAGCAGCCCUGACCCGCCCAUCCCCCGCCCUGGCCCCCGACGACCAUGGGUUUGCUGCCUUUGGAGUUCAAGGAGUGUCUCCAGGAUUCGCCCUACUUCCGGGACUCGCUCCAUUCCCAUGAGAAGGAGCUCGAGCGAACCUCGCUGGCCAUCAAGGAUCUGAUCAAGGACGUCAAAACAUUGCUCAACCAUGCCAAAACCUUAUCUCAAUCCCAAAGGCGACUCUCCCAAAGACUGGUCGACUUCAAGUUCGAAUGCAUCGGGAAUCGUCAAACAGACGAUGAAAUCGUCAUUGCCGGAUCCCUCAGAGAAUUCGGAAAGCUCAUCGCUGCCAUUGAGGACGAAAAAGACCGAAUGCUUGAUCGAGCUUAUGAGCAAUUCAUCGAGCCUUUGGAGCGUUUCCGUCGCGAACAAAUUGGUGCGGUUAAAGAGCGGAAGAAGAAAUUCGAGAAACAGACCGCCAAGUUUUGUGCUAGUCAAGAACGAUAUUUGGGCUUGUCCACCAAGAAACAGGACACCACUCUCAAGGAGGCGGAUGCCACCCUGGAAAUGGAGCAACGGGACUUCAUCCGAGCCGGAUUGGAGUACGUGUGUCUGAUCCAAGAGGUCCAGGAGCGCAAAAAGUUUGAGUUCGUCGAAACGCUCCUUGGCUUUAUGUAUGGAUGGUUGACCUUCUACCAUCAAGGGUACGAAGUGGCCAAGGAUUUCAAUCCACACAUGCUGGAUCUCCAGACCAGAAUUCAAAAAACACGAGAGAAUUACAAUGCUAGUCGCGAAGAUAUCCAGGCCCUCAUGCGCCGAAUGUUGGAAGUUCGAAAUGCAAAGCCCAUCGAUCCGGGCACUCUCAACAAGAUGUUCACCAGAACGGGUUAUUUGUUCCUCAUGGAGAAGAAGGCCUUGGGAUCGUCGUGGAACAAGUACUAUUGCCACUAUCAAAAGGAUGGCAGAGUCUUCUGCAUGAUCCCCUACAAUCAAACCACACCAAAAAUCGUUUCCAACGAUACGUUCGUCCUGAAGGCCUGCAUCAAACGCAUUUCUGAUUCCAUUGAUAAACGAUUCUGCUUCGAUAUCAUCCCGGAGGAAAGGCCGGGUGUGGUGUAUACGUUUCAAGCGCUCUCUGAAGACGAUCUCCAAUUGUGGUUGGACGCCAUGGAUGGUAAAGAACCAAUGUAUGAGCAUCCGCCCCGACCAUCCGAUGCUAAUCAAACCUAUUUAGACGAAGUCGGGUUCACUUUCGUACAAAGGUGCUUCCAAGUCCUGGAAUGCAGAGGUCUAGAAGAGCAGGGACUCUACAGGGUGGUGGGUGUGUCUUCGAAAGUGACAAAGCUCCUCACUAUGGGCUUGGACCGACGAAAGUCUGAGAAACUAAAUUUAGAGGAUAAGAUGGAAUGGGAGUCCAAGACCAUCACAUCUGCUAUCAAAACGUUUUUUAGGAAUCUACCGGAACCAAUCAUGAGCUAUCGUUUCCAUUCCCAAUUCAUUGGGGCCGCAAAAUUGGAUACCUAUGAAGAGAGGGUAGCGGAAGUCCAACGACUGGUUGAACAGUUACCGGAGCCCAAUAAGCGAAUGCUCGAACUUCUUUUGGACCAUCUGGAAAAGGUGGCCUUGAAGUGCAACAAGAAUAUGAUGACGGUCUCCAAUCUUGGAGUGUGCUUUGGUCCGACUCUUCUGAAGGCCGAGGAAGAGACCGUGGCCGCCAUCAUGGACAUUAAAUUUGGUAAUGUGAUGGUCGAGAUUCUCAUUGAAAAUUGGAGACAGAUCCUCUGUGGAGAGCCUCCGCGGCCAAGUCCUUCGAGAAGGUUGUCGUACGGAUCCUCUCCCAAGAGCAAGUCUCCCCAUUCCCCCAAUUCCAGUGGCCUUACCGUGCUCCCUGUGGGCUCCAACACCACCAGUCCCACUGGGAACAACACUAGUUCCCGAUUGACCACGCCUCCGCAACGCCCACAAAGGCCACCACCGCCUUACUUUGAUCCCCCACCUCCACCGGGGGGUGGCUCGGCAGGCGCUGGGGCUGCCGGGGCAGCUGGUAUGGUGGGGAAUGUGGCCACAUUGGCACACGCUGUGAUAUACAAUAAUGGUCCUAAACAGGCAAUGGUCACGAACAAAUCUCCGCCCGCCCAUUCCCCGCCCCUUCCACCCGCCGCCAUGAAUCCUCCCUCGUACGCCACAUGGGAGCGUACGCACAGCGGGGCGAGUCUACGCGGGGCGCCCUCCACAUCCAAUCUAGUGGCGCCGCCUAUGGGCUCAGCCCCCUCCAUGUCCCAACAGCAACGGGGUGGUAUCCACUCCUCGCUCUCUAACCUCUCUGGGACACCUUCGAAGCAAUCUUCCAAUGCAGAAGAGGCCAGUCCCACUAACGCUAAUCCUGGUCCCUGGUACCGGCAAUUGCCCCAGGCCGGUUUAGUGCAAUCCAGUAAAAACGCGCUGCUACACAGACAACUCUCCGUGGGUCAAUCCAGUCUCAGUGGAACGGAAGACCUUGGUGCUUCCCAGGGAACGGGUCCUUCCCCAUCACAGGCCUCGCCCAGACCUAGCUCGUAUCCCCAUCCACCCCCACGCACUAGCCGAACAAACAUUCCACCACGAUCCAGUCAGGGGAGUUCCUCCUCUUCCAUUGAGUCCUUGACCUCGGGGUCAAGUAAGGGCUUGUCUUCCGUCACUUAUCCCACACAUCGUGGCAGUGAAUCAGGGGCUUCUCAUCCGGGUCAAAGGUCGCCCCUCGCUGCGCCGCGACACUCAUUAACAGGCACCAUCAGUGCCCCUCCGAGUGGCAGCAGCUAUUCGACCUCUCCUAGCUCUCAUUCUCCCAAAACGGGUCAAUCAGAUCUGCCAGUGGCGCCGCCCCGGGCAUCUAUUGGGCAAUCGGCAGAUGGGCCUCCCCGGAACGUCCGUACUCUUUACGCUUGUGUGGCAGAACACGAAACUGAGCUCUCUUUUGAACCCAAUCAAAUCAUUGUCAAUGUUCGGCCCUCCUUGGAACCGGGUUGGUUGGAAGGCACUCUUGAAGGAAAAUUUGGCUUGGUACCUGAGAAUUAUGUGGAAUUCAUCUCCUAAUAGAAAUAGCCUAAACCAAGAACAUGCAUCCAACUGAACACUCUAAAUGCUACUAUCACUAUGAAAACGACAACCACUACUUCGAUUAUUAUGAUCAUCAAUGCUAUUAUUACUACUACUACUACUACUACCACUACUACUACUACUACUACCACUACUACUACUACUACUACUACUACUACUACUACUACUACCACUCUUACCACUACUACUACUAUUACUAUUACUAUCAUCAUUACUCCUACUUCAAGCAACAUGAACACAAUAAGACAAAAGGUUAAAAUUUAUAAAUACUCAUGGAUGCCGUUGUUGAAACAAGAACGAGAAGAAAAGCUCCUUGGUCACACUGAAGUUGCGGCAACUAGGCUUGCUUGAGAAGAUGUCGCUCUAAAUCUGACCGUUGAAGGUCCUCUAUUACGUCGAUCUCUAAUGAUGAAACGUUUAGUACGAUCUAAGUCGGUCAGGUUGGCAUUGAAACGUUUUAAUCGGUUCAAGAAUUGUUCCUAAAUUUCCUAUAUCGUAAAACUGAAAGAUGUGUAUCCCUCCCUUUUGUAAUAUUCAACAUUAAUUUAAAGCUGAAUCUCUCCCUGCCCGAAUAUACCUCUUCCCAAAAUUCCCCCCGUAUACACAAAUUGCACAUUUAUGUCCGUUUCUUUGUCCAAACUUCCAGCUGAUAUAUGCUUAGGAGAUAUUUUGUCACCAUUGAAUUAAUCGUCAACGAUGAAUCCGCGUUACCUCGAAACUGGGAAACUCUUUGUUUUUACCAUAAACCGUAUGUUCUAUGAUGCAAAUUUAAGUUAAAUAAACCAUGUAUGGGAAA
This is a messenger RNA of Tigriopus californicus, 4431 nucleotides long. It is a transcript of the gene Graf, whose product is annotated as rho GTPase-activating protein 26-like. The transcript is spliced from 12 exons. Gene Ontology annotation, molecular function: protein binding; GTPase activator activity. Gene Ontology annotation, biological process: signal transduction. The record is from RefSeq and is a predicted model, not a curated record. Bases 603 to 3611 code for a protein of 1002 amino acids. NCBI's taxonomy places the organism in Eukaryota, Metazoa, Arthropoda, Copepoda, Harpacticoida, Harpacticidae. Gene Ontology annotation, cellular component: cytoplasm.